AUGGUACCAAACUGGAUCACUAUUUGGCUUGAUCUAACAUAUGAUACCUCAGCCACUACAACUGGUAGUGUGGCAACUCAUCUAUGUUUAUGCAAGACUGAUCCAUAUCUACUUACUUUUCGUAGCUCAGACAAAUGCAUUGACUAUAUUACUGAUUUACAAGAUGAUGAUAAAGUAAUCCUUUUAAUUUCAAACGACACAUCUGUUCAUACGCUGCUACAACAAAGUGAAGAACUUCCACAAGUUGAUUCAGUUUAUAUUCUAUCUUCAAAUAAAACCUUCGAAACAUCGACUAAAAUUCGUGGAAUUUAUACGAAUCUCGAGUCAUUAUGUGCUCACUUAUGGCAGCUAUCUAACAUAAAGCGGUAUCGUAGAGAAAGUUCUUUGGAUAGUGAUUUCACUAUCAGCUCAUUAUCUCCCAUACCUGAUGCUUAUACCACUCCAUUUGUUACUACAACCAGUCAACUACACUUUUCACCAUCAUCGAACGACAGUACUACUAAACGGCAGGAAGCUGAAUUUAUGUACGCAGGAUUUCUACGAGACAUUUUAGUUGAUCUCAAAUCAACAAAAGAAGAAAUGAUUGAAUUUUGUCGUCAAAAAUGUGCUGAUAAUCAAGCAGAUCUGAAUGUUAUUGAUGAAUUUGAAGAUUAUUAUGAUGCUAUACAUGUAAUCUUCUGGUAUACACGUGAUACAUUUCUCUAUCGUCACUUGAACAAAGCACUGAGAGAACAGGAUGUCGAUACACUUUACUCACUGCGAUGCUUCAUUAAAGACCUUCAUUUGCAGCUAAAAGAACGACACGUCGAACAACAACAGAAAUCAACAGCACCUAUUGAUGCAAUUCACCAAACAGUAGAAACAGUUUAUCGAGGACAGUUAAUGACUAAUGAGGAAUUCGAUAAGAAAAUACGACAUAAUGAUGGAGGAUUCUUCUCAGUAAGUAAUUUUUUAUCAACAACUGCGGAUAAAAACUUAGCUAGUGUCUACGCUGGUAAUCGCAGUAGCAGCCAGACAUCUGAAGAACAGAGUGUUCUAUUUCAAAUUGAGAUUGACAAAGCCUUAAACAAAUUUCCGUAUGCAUUCAUUUCGAAAGAAAGUCAAUUCGGCGAUGCUGAAAAAGAAAUUCUAUUUACAAUGGGAGCUGUUUUUCGAAUACAGUCAGUUAAUUCCAGUAAUGAAGGUUACUGGGAUGUUCAUUUAAAACUGAGUGGCGACGAGGAUCAGAAAUUAAGAAUACUGACUGAACAUCUGAGGAAAGAGAUUGAAUCUUUUGAUUCUCUUUCAAGAUUGGGAAGAUUGAUGUAUGAGAUUGCAAAUUAUGAGAAAGCUGAGCAAUAUCAUCUUUUGGAGCUUCAAGAUCCCAGUGUUAUUAAUGAUUUUUCAUGUCUGUCCAAUAUUCAUAAUCAACUUGGCUGUAUAUAUCAGUUUAUGAAUCAGCCAGCUAAAGCCACAGAACAUCUCGAAAAAUCACUUGAAAUUGACCGACAACAUCUUCCGGAAGCUGAUUCAGCUGGAACAUAUAAUAAUCUAGGAAGUAUUUACGACGAUCAAGGUGACUAUGAGAAAGCGUUAUUGUAUUAUAACAAAGCAUUAGGAACUGAACUGAAUGCACCUAAUUCAGAUCAAAUAAGGAUGGCAAAUUAUUACAAUAACAUUGGAUUGGUUUACCACGGACUACAACGUUAUUCGGAAGCAUUAGAAAUGCUCGAAAAAUCUUUACAGAUCCAACAAAAAAUCCUUCCUCCUAAUCAUCCGUCACUCGCAAGAUCAUAUAACAACAUUUCUUUAGUUUAUAAUAAACAAGGUAACACUAAUCAAGCAAUUGAGUUUCUAAACAAGGCACUGGAAGUACAAAUCAAUUCACUUCCACCAAAUCAUCCAGAUCUAGGUACAGCAUACACUAAUAUGGGUCUAGUAUUAAAUGACCAAGGUAAACAAAAAGAAGCAUUAGAAAUGCAUGAAAAAGCUCUUGAAAUUUGGUUAAAAGUUCAUCCCAUUAAUCAAUCCAAAAUUGCAAUUUGCUACAAUAACAUUUCAAAAGUUUAUUUUGCACAACGAGAUAAUGGGAAAGCUAUUGAAUAUUUAAAUAAAGCACUUGAAAUUCAAGUUAAGUUUCUUCCGUCGUAUCAUUUGACCCUGGCAAUAACCUAUAGCAAUUUGGCAUUUGCAUUAAAAGAACAAGGUAAACUGAGUGAAGCUUUGGAAAUGCAUGAAAAAUGUCUACAGAUUCGAUUAAAAGCCCUACCCCCUAAUCAUCGUCAAAUUGCUGAAGUGUAUCAUGGCAUAUCACUAGUCUAUCGUUCACUCUGCGAUUAUGAUAAAGAACUUGAAUAUUUAAAUAAGACACUUGAAAUCAAACAAAAGUUACUGCCUGCAAAUGAUCCAUCGCUGGCAACAACUUACCGUCAUAUAUCAGAAGUUUACCUUGUACAAGAAGAUAAUGAAAAAGCUGUCGAAUAUUUAACCAAGACACUUCAAAUUGAACUCUAUUCACUUUCACCCGAUGAUCCGUCAUUAGCUAUAACCUAUAACAAUUUGGGUUCAGCUCUUAAAGAACAAGGUAAAGAGAAAGAAGCAUUGCAUAUGUUUGAAAAAUGUCUUGCAAUACAGAUGAAAGUUCUUCUAUCCGAUCAUCCUGACAUAGCGACAACUUAUCAUCACAUUUCUCAGAUAUACCUUCAACAAGGUAAUAAUGACGUAGCAAUCGAAUAUCUAAACAAAACACUUACGAUUCAACUGAUUUCACUUCCACCAGAUGAAUCAUCACUUGCAACAAUUUACCAUGAUAUAUCACGAGCAUACAAUGCCCUCGAAAAUUAUGAGAAAGAAAUCGAAUAUCUAAAUAAAGCCCUUGAAAUUGAACUGAUUUCUCUGCCUGCAAACGAUCCAUCAUUAGCUACAACUUAUUACAAUUUAUCAGAAGCGUACAAUGAACUUGAAAAUUACGAUAAAGUGGUUGAAUAUUUAAAUAAAACACUUGAAAUUGAAUUAAGUUCCGUUCACGCAACAGAUAAUCCAUCAUUAGCCACAACCUACAACAAUUUGGCUUUAGCAUUCAACGCACAAGGUAAAAUUGAAGAUGCAUUACAUAACAUGACCAAAGCAUAUGAACUUGGUUCUAAAAAUUUACCAGCUGAACAUCCUGAUAUUAUCGAAUAUCUAGAAUGGAUUGCCGAUGUAGAAAAACAACUAGCUGAGGCUGAAGUAGAAGAAAAUAACUAG
Didymodactylos carnosus is the source of this 3225-nucleotide messenger RNA. NCBI's taxonomy places the organism in Eukaryota, Metazoa, Rotifera, Eurotatoria, Philodinida, Philodinidae. The record is from the annotation of a GenBank genome assembly.